GUUCGAUCCCAAGGACGUGGAGAUCUUUUAGUGUCUCUCUGCUAUCAACCAGCAGCCAAUAGAUUGACGGUAGUGGUAUUAAAAGCAAGAAACCUCCCCAAGAUGGAUAUAACCGGUUUGUGCGAUCCAUACGUAAAAAUCUACCUUCUCUACAACAAUCAACGCAUUGCGAAGAAGAAAACACACGUCAAGAAACGUACAGUUAAUCCCGUAUUUAACGAAUCGUUCGUCUUCGACGUACCUUAUAACGAAGGAUUGGAAAACAUAAGUUUGGAAUUCUUAGUCUUGGAUUGGGAUAGAGUAACUAAGAACGAAGUAAUCGGACAUUUGGAACUUGGAGAUAAAUUCGAAGGUGCAGCCCAGUUGCAUUGGCAAGAAGUUUGUAAUUCUCCAAGACGUCAGAUAGCAGAAUGGCACAAAUUAAGAGAUUAAAAUCAUUGUACUAACUGCUGCAAAUUUAUUAUUAUUAGUUAUUAUUUUGUUGUAUUUUGGAAAUUAUUUAUAAAAAUUAUUAGACAAAGGCAAAAAAAACAACAAAAAUUUCCAUUUAGAAAUUCUAAAAACCCCAAAAAAUAAAAAAUAAAAACCACACAAUAUUUAAAAACAUGGAAGAAUUCAUUGCUGUUCCAGAUUCGAAGUGUUGCUUAUACUGUGUAUAUCUAAUUGUAUUUUAAAUUUUCGUUAACGUGUCGUCAAUUUUUGGAUGAAGUAGUUCCUAUAAUUACAAUGAUUAUCCCCCUGAUACCAUUAUACACCGAAUUUAUGAUUUUGUUUACGUUAAUUAGCGGUACUUAAACACGGGAUAUUAAUCUAUUCUGUUUAUUGUUAAUAUCAUACGCUGAAGCUAAAAAAAGAAAACAAAAAUUGAUAAAAAUUUCUAAUGGUUCCCAUCAAUUUCGUGUGUUAAUUCUUGAUUAAAUCUUUUUUUU
Centruroides sculpturatus (bark scorpion) is the source of this 929-nucleotide messenger RNA. RefSeq names its product synaptotagmin-4-like. Gene Ontology annotation, cellular component: membrane; axon; synapse. The annotation marks the transcript as partial. The record is from RefSeq and is a predicted model, not a curated record. NCBI's taxonomy places the organism in Eukaryota, Metazoa, Arthropoda, Arachnida, Scorpiones, Buthidae. Gene Ontology annotation, molecular function: phosphatidylserine binding; calcium ion binding; clathrin binding. The transcript is spliced from 2 exons. Gene Ontology annotation, biological process: regulation of dopamine secretion; calcium-ion regulated exocytosis; regulation of calcium ion-dependent exocytosis.